Messenger RNA from Cooperia oncophora, 888 nucleotides. NCBI's taxonomy places the organism in Eukaryota, Metazoa, Nematoda, Chromadorea, Rhabditida, Trichostrongylidae. The record is from the annotation of a GenBank genome assembly.
GAGGGCGGCGUACGUGAUGUGACUGCUCGGUAUGCAGCCGAGUUCUCUCGUCCCGAUUUUCGUCGACGCCGAACCGAUCCAGAUUGGCUUGGCAGUACUUUGAUGAAUAAGGCCAUUCGAGCCAACCGUAAGAGAGCUAGACUGGAAGACGUUCACUUCAAGAAGGAGCUCGUCAAUAAACCAUUACCAACCACUUUAUCGGAAUAUAAGAACCACCCACUAUAUGUGCUGGAGAAGGAUCUUCUAAAGUUCGAGGCUAUUUACCCAAGACCAGAAGAUCAAAAACCUUUGGGUGAAGUUCGUGGUCACAAGGUUUAUCCGCGGUCUACCGUCCAUACCCUCCAGGGUGCCAAUAAUUGGAUAAAGCAGGCCAGGAGUGUGAAGGAAGGAGAGAAGCCCUACAAAGUGGUAAAAGCUCGGCCGAAUAUACGAGUUCCAGCCGAAGAGCGGGAGCAACGAUAUUUGGAUGUGUAUGGUUAUUGGCAGACUGAACCAUAUCGACCACCAAAAGUGACAGAUGGCCGAAUCCCAUGCAACGAAUUCGGCAAUGUGUAUAUGUUCCAACCAUCCAUGUGUCCCAUUGGAGCCGUUCACUUGCGCCUUUCUGGAUUGCCGUCGAUCGCUCGUCGACUGGGAGGACUUGAGUGCGUGCCCGCUGUUGUCGGAUUUGAUUUUAGUUCAGGUUCAUCGUUCCCAGUAAUAGAUGGUGCGGUUGUGUUAAAAGAAGACGCUGAGAAGUUCACCAAGGAAUGGAAAAGGCUUGAAGCUACAAGAGAAGAGCGCGAAAACAAGCGACGGGAGGAACGUGUACUUGGUAAUUGGCGAAAGCUGAUCCGUGGCAUUCUUCGCCUUCAUUAUGUCAAAACCAAAUUCGGAGCAACAAAGGAC